This is a messenger RNA of Pocillopora meandrina, 415 nucleotides long. NCBI's taxonomy places the organism in Eukaryota, Metazoa, Cnidaria, Anthozoa, Scleractinia, Pocilloporidae. The record is from the annotation of a GenBank genome assembly.
AUGGUAUGCGAUGAAGCUGUUCGGCCCAGACAGCAAACCAUUCAAUGUGAUGGAUGUUUUCGCUGGAAUCAUCGAGUCUGCAACACUGGUAAGUUUUCAACACUAUUACAUGUAUUACUGGUAUGAGAGGUUGCCGCUUAUUUACUCUGACACUUAGAGACCUUUACUAUAUUUACUUUAUCCUAAUUUAGAUUUUUACUUUGAUUCAAUAGGUAUAUCACAAGAAGUUUACCGGGCAGCUGUUCGAUAUGGAAAAGAAAUUGACUGGCAGUGCGCGGUGUGUUCGCAUCCGGACUCCUACGCCGAUCCUUCCAGUUACCUGGAAUCAGGAGCUCUAGAGCUUACCUUCAUUGACCCAGAAGAAUCCCACCCUGAUGCAGAGAGUACGCGAAUUGAGAACCCCGAAGAAUCCUAG